Seriola dumerili (greater amberjack) is the source of this 1742-nucleotide messenger RNA. It is a transcript of the gene cox11, whose product is annotated as cytochrome c oxidase assembly protein COX11, mitochondrial-like. Gene Ontology annotation, molecular function: copper ion binding. The record is from RefSeq and is a predicted model, not a curated record. Gene Ontology annotation, cellular component: mitochondrial inner membrane. The transcript is spliced from 5 exons. The coding region runs from base 60 to 842 and encodes 260 amino acids. NCBI's taxonomy places the organism in Eukaryota, Metazoa, Chordata, Actinopteri, Carangiformes, Carangidae.
UGGUGCUUUGCUUCCCUCCAGUUGAGUUUCCCAGGUGUGGACUGACUGCAGUACCAGCCAUGCUGCUGCCUGUUCUGGUGCGUCCGUCCCUCUGCCACUCUCAAACCUCCGUGCUGUUAACACGAUGUGCACGAACGCUGCGGUGUGACGCUGGGAGGACGAUGCACUCUCAGGCGGAACACCUCCUACGACGGAGGCUUCCUUUGCAAAUCCAGAGUCGAGGCACCAAGAGUCGAAGCAGGAAGACCAGGGGCCAGGAGGAGGACUGGAAGACCAGGAACAAGACGGCGCUGACGUACAUCGCUGCAGCCGGCGUGGGGAUGAUUGGCCUGUCGUACGCUGCAGUGCCGCUCUACAGACUCUACUGCCAGGCUUCAGGGCUUGGCGGCACGGCAGUGGCCGGCCACGACACAGAUCUGGUGGAGACGAUGAAGCCGGUGAAAGAGCGCGUCCUCAAGAUCACCUUCAACGCCGACACACAUGCCAGCAUGCAGUGGAACUUCAGACCGCAGCAGACGGAGAUCUUUGUGGUUCCAGGUGAGACGGCGCUGGCCUUUUACAGAGCCAAAAACCCCACAGACAAACCCAUCAUAGGCAUCUCCACGUACAACGUGGUGCCCUUCGAGGCAGGACAGUACUUCAACAAGAUCCAGUGUUUCUGUUUCGAGGAGCAGCGUCUGAACCCCCACGAGGAGGUGGACAUGCCCGUCUUCUUCUACAUCGACCCGGAGUUCGAUGAGGACCCCAGGAUGGCCCGAGUGAACACCAUCACCCUGUCCUACACCUUCUUCGAAGCCAAGGAGGGUCAGAGUCUCCCUCUGCCUGGGUACAGCUACAACUGACCCACCGAGAGGACCGCCCGAGUCCUAGACCAGGAACCUGGUUCUGGUUCAUAUCUCAGUCCGAGUAAAAGAAAAAAUGAUCCAAGACUCUUUUCUCUGACACUGAAGUGUGUUUCAACAAAUCCUGUAACACACGGGCCACAAAAAAAGAGACAUUUUGACACUGAAAAACUGUUUGUGUUUGAACCAGUGAUCUGGAGAGGAGAGGUCCUCGGAUUAGUUUUAGUUUUUCACUUGUGGUCGACGUGUUGAGAUACUGAGCUUCUCAGACUGUGUGUGUGUGUGUGUGUGUGUGAGUGUGUGUGAGAGAUGCCUGACAGACUGUAAAUCUUAACAUUGAGUCAAACUGUUCUGACAAACAGCUGAUAAUUAAAUUGUACAAAAGGCUGAAGAUCAAUAAAUUAUGACUAAGAAUGGACUGGGCCGAUGCAGAGAUCUCACUUUUUUAAACCAGCAGGGUUCUGCCUUAUCAGCCUAGUAAAAGUAAACCUGUUUCCUUUUUAGGAAAGUUUUAGUCAUAAUUGUAAAAUUUUUGAUUAUAAGUGUUGAGUCUUGAACCGCAUCAUUCAGACACCAGGGGGCAGCAGAUGAAGAAAAGUCCUGUUGAAGAAUUUGAGAUGAUGUGUGACUUCAUUUCUAUAUGUUCUAAAGAUCUUCUGGUUUCUAGACCAAGAUCUGAAGAUCUGAACCUGUUUUUACAAAAUAUUCAACAGUGAGUAGUUUUGCAGCGACCUUUAAAAAUGAGUAAUUUCCUCAACUCAUUUCAGAUCAUUAUUGAAAUAAAAAUUCCUGUAGUGGAAGAAAUCCUCACAGUGCCGCCAAGAUUUAUUUAAUACUAAAGCCUUAGCAUCAAAAUUCAAUUAAAGCUCCAAAAUUAAAAGUAUUUAUUGUGCACAUUGG